Messenger RNA from Scleropages formosus (Asian bonytongue), 3954 nucleotides. It is a transcript of the gene lrrtm4l1, whose product is annotated as leucine rich repeat transmembrane neuronal 4 like 1. The coding region runs from base 505 to 2172 and encodes 555 amino acids. Gene Ontology annotation, cellular component: plasma membrane. The transcript is spliced from 3 exons. Lineage: Eukaryota; Metazoa; Chordata; Actinopteri; Osteoglossiformes; Osteoglossidae. Gene Ontology annotation, molecular function: protein binding. The record is from RefSeq and is a predicted model, not a curated record.
CCGCCCUGUGGAGGAUGAGGAGGACGAGGAGGACGCACACGCGCUCCGUGGAGCCUCACAUCUGAGCGAGGGCUUCUGGACCAGCCGCGUGCGCGUUUGGAGAACUUCGGAUCGCUCCUGCACGUUCGCGCUGCCGCGCGGACAGUGGAGACCCCUGCUGCGGGUCCAGUGGAGGAUUCCCGUGUGCACAUCGCGGAGAACCUCACCUGCUCUUCUGGUCAUCUGGACGGAGCUGCGCGUAAGGAGGAGCGUCCUUCAGCAUCAACGUCGGGAUCAGCACCAGGACCGAGAUCGAGACCAGGCUCGGCAUCAGGACCAAGACUGUCAUCCCGACCAGGAUCGGGUCCAGCAGGAGCAGCUUCGCCCCGUCGGUCGGGCACGAGGAAGGACAGGUGCCCGGUCCGCGCGCCGCGCCGCGCCGCGGGGGAGGGGGGAGCCGCUCUAGCCGGAGCGCUGACAGACAGCCGCUGUGAGGGGUCUGUGCGCGCGACGGAGCACGCGGACAUGGGGUCCUUGAGUAAGGCCAGGAGACUUCUCUGUCUCCUUCUUCAAAUGUCUACCCUGGUUCUCUUGGGAAGAGCAGAGAAAGCCUGCCCACUCAGCUGCCGCUGUGAAGGGAAGAUUGUCUACUGUGAGUCUGCUGCCCUUCAGGACGUGCCGGGGAACAUCUCGGUUGGUUGCCAGGGCUUAUCAUUGCGGUACAACAGCCUCCAGGCUUUGCUUCCUUACCAGUUUGCCCACCUCAGCCAGCUUCUCUGGCUCUACCUGGACCACAAUAACAUUGACUCAGUGGAUGGCCGUGCUUUUCAAGGGGUUCGACGGCUCAAGGAGCUCAUUCUCAGCUCCAAUAAGAUCAUGCAGCUUCACAAUGAUACCUUCCAUGCCGUACCCAACCUACGCAACCUGGACUUGUCCUACAACCAGCUGCAGGAGCUGCAGCCGGGGCAGUUCCAGGGCCUACGGAAGUUGCAGAGCCUCCACCUGCGCUCCAAUGCCCUGACCACUGUCCCCAUUCGCGCCUUCUUGGAGUGCCGUAGCCUGGAGUUUCUGGACUUAGGCUACAACCGAAUACGUGCCCUCACCCGCACCACCUUCCUAGGGCUGCUCAAGCUGGCUGAGCUGCACUUGGAGCACAACCAAUUUUCCAGGAUCAACUUCUUCCUCUUUCCGCGACUCCUCAACCUUCGGGCUCUCUAUCUGCAGUGGAACCGCAUCCGUGUUGUCAAUCAGGGGCUCCCUUGGACCUGGCACACUCUGCAGAAGCUGGAUCUUUCAGGGAACGAGAUCCAGGUCCUGGACCCGGCUGUCUUCCAGUGCUUGCCCAACCUGCAGAUACUAAACCUUGAGUCAAAUAAGCUCAGCAACAUCUCCCGGGAAACUGUAGAGGCCUGGAUUUCCCUGACUGCCAUCAGCUUGGCGGGGAACGUGUGGGAUUGUGGCCCUGGCCUUUGCCCCCUGGUGGCCUGGCUACGGAACUUCAGGGGUAGCAAGGAUACUACGAUGAUCUGCAGCAGCCCCAAAGCACUCCAGGGUGAGAAGGUGAUGGAAGCCAUGAGAAACUUCACAGAAUGCGAAGAGAGUUCAACUGAAGAAACCAUUUUCCAGAUGCCAACUUCUGCCCUGACCGAAGUUGAUACAAGCCCUCCACCUCCCCCAUCUACUGUACAAGCUCCAUCCCCGUCUCCCCGACCAUGGCUCUUUCCUCAGCCAACACUCCCCAUAUUGGUAGGGAGAGACCCCCUGGACUCCAUUGACAGUACCCCAUCCCCCUCAGACAGCUCAUCCUCCACCACAGACCUGCAGCUGGAGCAUAUGUCCCUACACAAGGUGGUGGUGGGAGGUGUGGCCCUCUUCUUGUCUGUAUGCCUCAUCCUACUGGUGAUCUAUGUCUCAUGGAAGCGCUAUCCUGGCAGCGUGAGGCAGCUGCAGCAGCAUUCGCUGGGUCACAAGCGCCGCAAAAAGGCACGGGAGCCAGAACAAGGCCUGGGAUCCCAACUGCAGGAGUACUACAUGACGUAUGAUCCCACGCAUCCCGAAGCCUUGGACAUGCUGAUCAACGGGACCCCGGGGUGCACGUGCACUAUCUCCGGGUCCAGGGAAUGUGAGAAUGAAUACACAUGUCCCAGACCCUUACCUGGAGCCUGGCCGGGAGGCAUGCCUACCAUACACUGAAGGAGAUCCUCAGUCACCUGCUUGGGGCACUGCAUGUAAAGGACUCCAUUUCCCAUCAUCCUUUGCUCCAGCUGAAACAAAGACUCAACUUCCUUUUAAAAGGGAUGGUUCCUUGUGCAAAUAUUCCCCUAGUGGGCUGAUUUAGUUAAAGGUUCAAAAUGUUGCAAUAGAUUUGUUUUAAUUAUGCUAUUAUUGUUUUUUUUUUUUCUUUUAACACCAUGCCUUGCCUUUGAGUGACCAUUCCCUGCGCUGUUGUCUUUGGCCUUUGGUCCUGUCAGUCACCACAACCUGGGCCUUUCACCCACCAACAGGACUGGUGAAAUUGAUAGGAUGUUCUUCAUUAAGAUUAAAGCUGGAGCAAAUAACCUUGAGUAUACUGACAUUGAGAAGGAGGGCAAUUUUGGAGAAACCCCAUUACAUGGGUGCCCGUCUAAAUGUCUAGACCAAGAGAUGAUGGUUUUCAUAAGAAAACCCAAAAAUGGAUCUUCUGGAGAGUACAUGGACAAAGGUGUCACACAAAUGGAUGAUUCUGUUACCGACACAUCUGCACUCUCCCCCAGGUGUCAGGUUUCAAUGGAGGAAAGCAACCAGGAAUUUCUCCCCAGGACACACUGGCCUGUGGCACUCAUACACCCAGUUUACAUCUCUCAUUGCUUCACACAGAACACUGUUGACAUGAGCAGCUGGUGGGAGGAUGCUGACCUUUGGUUCUUUGAGGCUGUUCCUAUUCAAAGGUAGAUGGAUUUUGGGUUUUGGCCUUGAAGAAUCUCUGUAACAUUAUUUCCAGCAGAAAAGCUUAUAUGUUUGAGGAAGGACACAUUCUGUCUCAUGCUUACUGGCUGAACAGACACUCACUGCCUCAAGUCUAUGGUGUAGAGGGGCACCUUUUGCCUGUUACCUGAUGAUUUCAAGGACAUCCUCCAUCUAAUUCCCUUUGACCAGAAGGAUGCCCUCCACCUCAUCUGUUAUGGCCAGAAGAAUGUCCUCUGGCUCAUACCCUUUGACCAGAAAGAUGUCCUUGGCUUCAUCUAAUAUGGCCAGAAAGAUUUACUUUGCCCCAUCCCCUUUGACCAGAAGGGCAUUAUCUGCUUCAUUCCCUUUCACCAGAAGGAUGUGCUCUGCCUUGGGCCCAUUGACUGGAUGGAUGCUCUCUGCCUCAAGCUCAUUAACUGCAGGAAAGCCCUUUGCCUCAUGUUCAUUGGCUGGAACAAUACCCUUUGCUUCUUGGCCUUUGGCUUUAAGGACACCUUAUGCCUAGUUUCUGUGAACUAAAGGAACACUACCUGUCUUGUGACCAUUGGCUGAAGGGAGACUUUCUGCCUCUUGUCACUGGAGUCAGUCCACUUCCUCAGCCCCUGGGAGUCAAACCACCAAAAUCAAAAAGUUGGACCACUACAGAAUAACAAUAAGUGUACAGUGGGGUGGGAUGACUGUGUUUCUUCUGAAGUGCUCACCAAGUCUGCGUGUGUGUAUGUGUAUGCGAGCGUGUGUGUGCUGUCUGCUGUCUGAUGCACCUUCAAAUAAGAUGCAUCAGGCAGCUUACAGCUGAGAAAAAUCAAAGAGUGUGAGAGCUUAUUUUGUGGUGGGGUGUGGGGCUUAACACCUUCUGUACCUCUACUUUCAAUAUUUGUUAUAAAACUUGUUUCCAGCAUCCAGGCAACCCUCAAUGUACAUUGUUGAUCCAAUGGCCUCUUUCCCUCACAGCGAUGUACAGCCCCUCCACGUUCGUAAGUCAGGACACCCACCUGGAACACUCUUUUGUACUGUGUAUGGUAUUUUUGA